Molecule: messenger RNA, 3420 nt
Organism: Struthio camelus australis
Lineage: Eukaryota; Metazoa; Chordata; Aves; Struthioniformes; Struthionidae
Source: RefSeq, a predicted model, not a curated record
AUGGGGGGUAGCGAGCGGCAGGGUGAGUUCAGUGGUGACCAGGAGCCGGCGGCACACUCCACAGCCCCGGGCUGUGCUGUCUUUCAGGACCAGAACAAAUCCUCACUGAGUAGUCUCGUGUGGAGCUGCGUUUCAUGUUGCAGGGAGCGUAUGGAGCUAUUGGAGGAAGCCAGGAAGAUGGAAAUGGCCAAGUUUCGCUAUAUCCUGCCUGUUUAUGGCAUCUGUAAAGAGCCAGUUGGUUUGGUCAUGGAGUACAUGGAAACGGGAUCUCUGGAAAAGCUCCUGGCCUAUGAACCGCUGCCUUGGGAACUGAGCUUACGAAUCAUCCACGAGACAGCGGUGGGGAUGAACUUCCUGCACUGCAUGUCCCCUCCGCUGCUCCACCUGGACCUCAAGCCUGCAAACAUCCUACUUGAUGCCCACUACCAUGUCAAGAUUUCUGACUUUGGACUUGCAAAGUGCAAUGGCUUGUCCCAUUCCCAUGACCUUAGCAUGGAUGGCUUGUGUGGCACAAUUGCAUACCUUCCUCCAGAACGCAUUAAAGAAAAAAACAGGUGUUUUGACACCAAGCAUGAUGUGUACAGCUUUUCCAUUGUGAUUUGGGGAGUUCUCACACAGAAAAAGCCUUUUGCAGAGGAAAACAACAUUUUACAUAUUAUGGUAAAAGUAGUUAAAGGCCACCGCCCAGAGCUACCUGCUGUUUCCAAAUCCAGGCCUCAUUCAUGUAAUAACUUGAUCAAACUGAUGCAAAAAUGUUGGCAAGAUGAUCCUGGUGAACGGCCAACAUUUCAAGAAAUCACUUCAGAAACAGAGGCCCUUUGUGAAAAACCAGAAGAUGAAACCAAAGAAGUGCUAUCUCAGGACGUGGACGCCAAGAGUUCCCCAGAGCAGCAGUCUGAGGGAACGGCUGCACUAUCCCAGCCAAAGCAGGAGCCUGUUCCAGCAUCAGUUAAGGAUUACAGUCUUUCAGAAUUGUUGUCCCAGCUGGAUUCAGGGAUUUCUCAAACUAUGGAAGGCCCUGAGGAUCUCAGCCGCAGUUCUUCUGAGUCCAAGCUUGCAUCCAGUGACAACAAACGGCUUUCGGGAGUUUCAUCUGUAGAUUCAGCUUUUUCAUCUAGAGGCUCCCUUUCCCUCUCCUUUGAAAGGGAGACUUCAGGGAAUGAUAUCGGAACUACAGACAUACAGAAGAGGAAGCUAACAGAGGCCAUUUUAUCUGGAGACACUAGCAAGCUGAUGAAGAUCCUCCAGCCUCAAGAUGUUGAUAUCGUUUUGGAUGGAAACUCCAGUCUCUUGCACUUGGCUGUUGAAGCUGGUCAAGAAGAAUGUGUCAAAUGGCUCCUGCUGUACAAUGCUAACCCUAACCUCACCAACAACAAAGGAUCCACCCCUCUUCACGUAGCCAUUGAGAAAAAAGUGAAAAGCAUAGUGGAGCUGAUUAUGGCAAGGAAAAUUAAUGUCAAUGCCAAAGAUGAGGAUCAGUGGACUGCUCUUCACUUUGCUGCCCAGAACGGGGAUGAGUUCAGCACCAAAAUGCUGCUUGAUAAGAAUGCCUCCUUAAAUGAGGUAGAUUUUGAAGGGAGAGCUCCCAUCCACAUAGCCUGUCAGUACGGCCAAGAGAAUAUUGUGCGGAUUCUGCUGAGAAGAGGCGUUAAUGUGGAUAUCAAAGGAAAGGAUGACUGGGUGCCACUGCACUAUGCUGCCUGGCAAGGUCAUCUUCCCAUCGUAAAGCUUCUGGCCAAACAGCCAGGUGCAAACGUGAAUGUGCAGACCGCGGAUGGGAGGACCUCCCUGCAUCUGGCUGCUCAGCGAGGACACUACCGAGUAGCUCGCCUACUCAUAGACCUGGAGUCAGACAUCAACAUACAGAACGCUCUCUCGCAGACUGCUCUCCACAUAGCUGCUGAAACUGGCCACACAAGCACAUCGAGGCUGCUGCUUAAACACGGCGCAGACAUUGAGGCAGCAACAGCGGAAGGAUGUACUGCUCUGCACCUGGCAUCUCGCAGUGGCCAUUUAGCAACAACAAAGUUGCUGAUAGAUGGAAGGGCCAAUGUUCUCGCCAGAGGCCCUUUAAACAGGACAGCGUUACAUCUUGCUGCAGAAAACGGGCACUCUGAAGUAGUAGAGGAACUUGUCAGUUCAGGAAACAUCAAUGUUUCUGACAAUGAAGGGUUAACAGCUCUUCAUCUGGCUGCAAGAGGAGGGCACACAAAAGCAGUUGAGGUUCUUCUGAAGCACGGGGCGCUGCAAAGACCCACGUUUCAGUCCCCGCUACAGCUCACUCAGCAGAGCAGUAAAAGCUCAAUUACUGUGUUGUUAAGUGAGACUUAAGCAAAAGGUACAGAACUUGCUGCCUUCCCAUCUGCUGUGAGAAGGCUGCUGGAGCUUGACUGGUGGGGGACCUUCUCCAGCUGUGCAAUGGCCUGCUCGUCAGCAGUGUCAGUAAAUGGACUGAGGUGCAGCCAGCCAGAAGCCAUGUGCGUCUGAGUGUGUGAGUGACAGCACACAUGGACUAAGGCUAAAUGUAAGACUAAGAGCUGGAGUCUGCCACACUGUGGUCUGAAUUGGUCAUUCUGAGUGUCUGCCCUGUCUGUAUAAUGAUACUCCCUUCCUAAGGAUGAUGUGAGAGUACAACUGAUGUCUUUUUUUUUUUUUUGACAUGCCAGAAAUAUUUAAAAACUAGCAUUCUGUCUUCUCUUUUCUUCAGAAAGAAAAUGAGAUAGAUUUCUGGUUUAUUAUAGUGAUUUAUAUUUUAGGCUUAAAGCCUCCGUGAUAGGAUAAACAGAACACAAAUCUACUUGAAAUGAAUGCAAGAGAUGAGGAAAGGGCUAUUUAAAAUACACUUAACCCUGAAGCCUGGCUAAAUUUCAGUGUCAGAGGGCACUCCUCUGUUUAAUGGAGAAAUACGGUUUAUGAACUUCAGUGUACUCAGAAUGGUUGAGGUAAACUAUCAUUAGCAAGUGCUUUCAAUAUCUGAACCAGGGAAAGAUCCAAAAAAUCAGCUCAGCACUGAUACAAGAUGGUACUGUAUAUGAAUGUAUGUACUCUAAGAUCAGUAAGUUGAGUUAGGUGCUUAGUGGUUUGUUGUAAAAAAAAAAAACAAAAACAAAACAAACCAACAAAAAAACAAAAACCCCAAACCCCCCAAACUAGAAUUCAUACUGGACUUUAAGUGGAUGGUAUAUUCUAACACAUUAUGCCUGUUGGCAAGACAAACUUUGGAGGGGUGUGUUAGGAAACUAAACCAACCAGGACACAGUAUGUGUCCUAAGAGAAUGAACUGUGUGAUGACUAGAUUGAUAUACUGUGUAUAUAGUAUUUGUAUCAGUUGUAUGCUUUUUUUUUUUCUACUGAAGAAAAUAGAUUGCUUAGAGUGGGUAUGUUUUAAUACACCUUUAAUUUCACUCUUUUCGAAGUUCA